GUGGGUGGGUUUCCAUUUGUUUCCGUGAAAAUGGUGAUAAAAGAGGUCAAGCCUAGGGUCAGGCUAUUUCCUUAUAUACCCUUCUAUUAAAUAAUAAUUACAAUGGUAAUAAUAAUAAUCAGGGGCAAAACCUAUUCUCGCAAUCAAUUUCAAUUUCAUUUUGUAUGCUGGUAAUGGGUGGAGAAGAUGAUGAUCUCCUCGAAAUUCACCACAACGCUUUGACGACAUGGCCAAAAAGACUCUUUAACUCUACCAAUUUUCCAAACCCAAUUUCCAUAAAGGAAUUGUGACUUUGACGACGUUGUUCUUCUUCUUCCUCUGCUCUACUACCAGUGCUUCUGCUGUUGAUCAGCUGUUGCUGCACCUUUGGCUGGAAGAAUUUACCUGUCUUGAUGCUUUGGUUCAAAUGCAUGAGUUAGAAGGCAAAAUGGCAAAAUCAACAGAGAACAAGAAAGUGAGCUUAUUAAGAGUUGUGCAAGAGAGAGCAUCAAUGAAGAAGAUACAGGAAGAGAAAAGAAAGAAACAAGAGAUGCUAGUUCCUUAUCUUCCUAAAGAUUGUAUGACAAACAUCCUUCUACGGCUUCCUCAUGACUCUCUUCAAAGGUCAAGGUUUGUAUGUAAACCUUGGUAUAAUAUCAUUAAUAACACCAAAUUCAUUGAAGACCACCUUUGUCACUCUGAAACUGUUUUAAUCUUUUUAUCAUCUAUUAAGAAAGAAAGUUCACUCUCUUCCAUUCCAUCAAAUCUUCCCAAGAAGCCGAAUGAUAUUUCAAUUGAAAACAAUCUUCUUCAGUCAAAACCUCUCUCACUCUUUCAACAACCAGUUGUUGACCCUGCUCCAAGUUUUUCCAUCCGGUUCCUGGAAUUUAAAGGUGACAAUAGUAAGAUAGGAGAGUACAAUCUACAGAGCAUGGGAAAUAUCAGAGCUGCCUGCAAUGGUCUAAUAUUGCUCGAUAACAAAAUGAAAAAAGGAGGACUAAUAGUCAUGAAUCCAGUGACUAGGAAGAUGAGCACUCUUCCACUAGGUACUCUGUCUUCUCCACGUAGGGAAUCUUAUGCUUUAGCACUAAGUAAUGUUACUGGUGAAUAUAAAAUAGUGCACUUAUUUCGGGAUGACCUGAGGUUUGUCAGUUGUGAGAUCCUGAAUCUUGAAACAAAGCUGUGGAGAGCGAUUGAUGGUCCUUCUUUUGGACUCUUUGGUUGGUUGGGAUACGUCCCUGUUUCUGCAAUUGGAGCUUUGCAUUGGAUUCCUCAGAUUGACCAUAGUGAUUACAUAAUCUCUAUGGAAGUAGACAAGGAAAAGUUUCACCAAGUACCACUUCCAAAACGUUGCAGAACUUAUGACCGGAUUGUCGAGGUGGGUGGCUGCUUAAGUUUCAUCACUCAUCACGAGGAAGUCAGUCAGAUAGACAUUUGGAUCUUGAAAGGUUUAUAUGGGGAAGUCUGGACAUUGCACCAUAGUAUAACUACAGGUAGCAGAUUGGACAUGGUUCCUCUUUGUAGUUUAAGAAUCAAGGGAGAUGUGGUAUUUAAGAGAGAUAAAAAUUGUUCGUUUUACCUGUACGAUUUUGAACUACAAGAGAUAAAAAAAGUUGAGAUGGUGAAGGGAUGUGUUCCAUUUUCUGCUUCAUAUCUGCCUCAUAUCAACAGUCUUGUCUCAUGGUGUAGCAGGGAUGGAGCUCAACUCAAGGAAUAUUGAUUGUAAGUUUGGAACUUCUCUCUUUGAUGCGAUUUUAUGUUUCUUGGUCCAAUUUGAUUUGCCAUAAAUAGCUGUAUGUGCAUAUAAACGUGCUUUUAUGUCAUUUCAUAAUUGGAACCUCUAAUAUUGUUGAUAGCUAGCUUCCUUUGACGGAUAGUAGUGAAUAUAAAGGAAACCCAGAUGAUGAAAUGUUUUAAAAUAAUCAUUUUUCUUUUAACA
Molecule: messenger RNA, 1918 nt
Organism: Ziziphus jujuba (common jujube)
Lineage: Eukaryota; Viridiplantae; Streptophyta; Magnoliopsida; Rosales; Rhamnaceae
Product: putative F-box protein At3g17490
Exons: 3
Coding region: 407-1699 (430 amino acids)
Molecular function (GO): protein binding
Source: RefSeq, a predicted model, not a curated record